Messenger RNA from Aureobasidium melanogenum CBS 110374, 570 nucleotides. RefSeq lists its product as uncharacterized. Gene Ontology annotation, molecular function: ubiquitin conjugating enzyme activity. The transcript has 8 exons. Bases 1 to 570 code for a protein of 189 amino acids. Gene Ontology annotation, cellular component: nucleus. The record is from RefSeq and is a predicted model, not a curated record. NCBI's taxonomy places the organism in Eukaryota, Fungi, Ascomycota, Dothideomycetes, Dothideales, Saccotheciaceae. Gene Ontology annotation, biological process: protein polyubiquitination; ubiquitin-dependent protein catabolic process.
AUGAGCAGCCCGAAAAGAAGAAUCGAGACGGAUGUCAUGAAGAUGAUGAGCGACUACGAGGUCACUCUGGUCAAUGACAACAUGUUUGUAUCCAUCCGCUCACUUGAAUUCUUCGUCAGAUUCAAGGGCCCCGAAGAGACACCCUUCCAGGGCGGUCUCUGGAAAAUCCAUGUCGAACUACCCGACCAAUACCCAUACAAGAGUCCCAGCAUUGGGUUCGUGAAUCGCAUCUUCCAUCCCAACAUCGAUGAGCUAUCUGGCAGCGUCUGCCUCGACGUCAUCAACCAAACGUGGUCGCCAAUGUACGAAAUGGUCAACAUCUUCGAAGUGUUCCUUCCCCAACUGUUGCGCUACCCCAAUCCGACGGAUCCUUUGAACGGCGAAGCUGCAGCUUUGAUGAUGAGGGAACCGAAAAGCUAUGAAGCCAAGGUCAAGGAGUACGUCUCGAAAUAUGCAUCCAAAGAAGCGGCCGAGGAUGCAGGCGAAGACUCGGACGAUGACGAUGAGAUGAGCAGUGUAGGCAGCUUCGACUCUGACGAUGAACCCGCAGGUAAUAUGGACGAGCUUUGA